AAUGAAAAUGAAGGAAGAAAGACCAGAUCUGAAUGAUAUGGAGGAGGAAUAUCAGGAUCAGAAAGAUCAAGAUGUCAAUGGAGAAAAAUCUGUAAUUUGCAACAUUAAAAAAACAGGCGUCAAAAGGCCUUUCAGCUGCUCUCAGUGUGGGAAGAGUUUUACACAGAAAGGACACUUUAAUGUUCAUUUGGUAACUCACACUUCAGAAAAGCCUUACAGCUGCUCUCAGUGUGGGAAGAGCUUUACACGGAAAGGAGGCCUUAAUUAUCAUUUGUUAACCCACACUUCAGAAAAGCCUUACAGCUGCUCUCAGUGUGGAAAGAGUUUCAGACAGAAAGGAAACCUUAAUAAUCAUUUGUUAACUCACACUUCAGAAAAGCCUUUCAGCUGCUCUCAGUGUGGAAAGAGUUUCAAUCGUAAAGCAAGGCUUGAGAAGCACAUGUUGAUUCAUGCUGGGAUAAAGCCUUACGGCUGCUCUGAGUGUGGAAAGAGUUUUACAUAUAAAGAAAGCCUUAAGACUCACAUGUUAAUUCAUACUGGGAUAAAGCCUUUCAGUUGCUCUCAGUGUGAGAAGACUUUUACACUUAAAGCAGGCCGUAAGAUGCAUAUGUUAGUUCAUACUGGGAUAAAGUCUUUCUGCUGCUCUCAGUGUGGAAACACUUUCAGUCGUAAAGCAUGCCUUGAGAGCCACAUGUUGAUUCAUACUGGGAUAAAGCCUUACAGCUGCUCUGAGUGUGGAAAGAGUUUCACACAGAAAGGACAACUUAAUAAUCAUUUGGUAACUCACUCUUCAGAAAAGCCUUUUACCUGCUCUGAGUGUGGAAACGCUUUCAGUCGUAAAGUAUGCCUUGAGAAGCACAUGUUGAUUCAUGCUGGGAUAAAGCCUUACAGCUGCUCUGAGUGUGGAAAGAGUUACACACAGAAAGGAGCACUUAAAAAUCAUCUGGUAUCUCACACUUCAGUAAAGCCUUUCAUCUGCUGUCAGUGUGGAAAGGGUUUUACACAGAAAGUACAACUUAAGGAUCAUUUGGUUACUCACACUUCAGUAAAGCCUUUCAGUUGCUCUCAGUGUGGAAAGAGUUUUACAUAUAAAUCAACCCUUAAGAGACACAUGUUUAUUCAUACUGGGUAAAAACCUUUUACCUGCUCAGUGUGAAGUGUGUUUAGCACAGAAAUGAGACCUUAAUCAUUUGGUAACUCACUCUUCAG
Molecule: messenger RNA, 1209 nt
Organism: Carassius carassius (crucian carp)
Lineage: Eukaryota; Metazoa; Chordata; Actinopteri; Cypriniformes; Cyprinidae
Product: gastrula zinc finger protein XlCGF8.2DB-like
Exons: 1
Coding region: 2-1132 (376 amino acids)
Biological process (GO): regulation of transcription by RNA polymerase II
Cellular component (GO): nucleus
Molecular function (GO): DNA-binding transcription factor activity, RNA polymerase II-specific; RNA polymerase II cis-regulatory region sequence-specific DNA binding
Source: RefSeq, a predicted model, not a curated record